This is a messenger RNA of Panthera uncia (snow leopard), 1462 nucleotides long. RefSeq names its product testis specific serine kinase 6 (gene TSSK6). Gene Ontology annotation, molecular function: protein serine/threonine kinase activity; tau-protein kinase activity; ATP binding. Gene Ontology annotation, cellular component: cytoplasm. Gene Ontology annotation, biological process: protein phosphorylation; microtubule cytoskeleton organization; intracellular signal transduction. The transcript has a single exon. Lineage: Eukaryota; Metazoa; Chordata; Mammalia; Carnivora; Felidae. The record is from RefSeq and is a predicted model, not a curated record. The coding region runs from base 158 to 979 and encodes 273 amino acids.
GGGCAAUAAAAGGCUCCGCAGGGGCAGGGACCCGGGAGUGGGCACAUGGGGGUGCGGGUGUGCAGGUGCCAAGCGCCAUGGGUUAGGCCCGAGAUUGGAGUCCGGCCGCCCUCCGACAGCAGCCGCCUCCUGCUCCCCGCGCGCCCCAGGUGCCACCAUGUCGGGCGACAAACUUCUGAGCGAACUCGGCUAUAAGCUGGGACGCACGAUAGGCGAGGGCAGUUACUCCAAGGUGAAGGUGGCCACGUCCAAGAAGUACAAGGGCACGGUGGCCAUCAAGGUGGUGGACCGGCGACGCGCGCCACCAGACUUCGUCAACAAGUUCCUGCCCCGCGAACUGUCCAUCCUUCGGGGCGUGCGGCACCCGCACAUCGUGCACGUCUUCGAGUUCAUCGAGGUGUGCAAUGGGAAGCUGUACAUAGUGAUGGAGGCGGCUGCCACCGACCUGCUGCAGGCAGUGCAGCGCAACGGGCGCAUCCCCGGGGGUCAGGCGCGCGACCUCUUCGCGCAGAUCGCCGGAGCUGUGCGCUACCUGCAUGACCACCACCUGGUGCACCGUGACCUCAAGUGCGAAAACGUGUUGCUGAGCCCUGACGAGCGCCGAGUGAAGCUCACUGACUUUGGCUUUGGUCGCCAGGCACAUGGCUAUCCUGACCUGAGCACCACCUACUGCGGCUCGGCUGCCUACGCGUCGCCUGAGGUACUCUUGGGCAUCCCAUACGACCCCAAGAAGUACGACGUGUGGAGCCUGGGCGUCGUGCUCUACGUCAUGGUCACCGGGUGCAUGCCCUUCGACGACUCGGACAUCGCUGGCUUGCCCAGGCGCCAGAAGCGCGGCGUACUCUACCCCGACGGCUUCGAGGUGUCCGAGCGCUGCAAGGCCCUGAUCGCUGAAUUGCUGCAGUUCAGCCCGUCCUCCAGGCCCUCGGCGGGCCAGGUAGCGCGCAACGGCUGGCUGCGUGCUGGGGACUCUGGCUAGAAGCCGGGGUUCCCGCCAUUUACGCCGCCCUGAGCACUGCGCAAGCGCAGCGCACGCGUGCGAGGCGUGCUUCAGUACUCCAGCGAAGCCGACACGCGCCACUGCGCACGCGCACACCCCCUUCUUUCCCCCCCCCCCCCCCGCCCUCGCCGCUUUUCCUUUCUCUGGAUGGUUGGGGCUACAGUCGCCCCUGUUUAGAAUCUAGCUCCUCUCCCCAUGAUCCCAAGAGCAAGAGGGCGCAAGCGCUUCCUCUGUUUCCUAAGAGAAGUCCCCAGGAGGGGAAGGGACGAGAGGAAUCGGAAGCAUUGAGCCAGCGCGGAAUGAGCGAUGGCUGCAGGCAGGCCGUGGCUACUUGGAGGAGCUGCCAGCGAGUGGACGCGUGUGAAGGACGCCCUCCUCGAGACAGCCGCGAAAGCGUGUGAGGGACGGCAAGCUCCCGGCGCUGCAUCCUUGGAACUUGCAAUAAACUCGCUCUUUCUCGCA